UCUUGUACAUUGAGGUUAACUUGAAUGUCCCGUAGAGGGAAACCAUGUCUGUUUAUGAUUCGAUAGAGUUGUCUGCAUGACUCUGCAAUGAACUGGGAAUUUUGGAAUUUUACUCUGUGCCUUUAAGGGUGCCUCUCAUGCAGCGUUUAUACGUCUUCCCUCGCUCCUCGAUGCCUCGAUCCUCACUGAUCUACAUAAAGAAUGAUGGGGGGGAAACAAUGGGAUAGUCUAUCCAGUGUUAGUUAUAGAUCAGUGGGAACGCCCCUCGAGGAUCGAGGAUCGAGGAGGCAUGUUGGAAGGCACCCAUAGACACACAAAACCAGGAAGAAUCCUUAACACACUCCCACUUCUGGUGAAACAAAACCUUUCUAAUUUUCCUUGGAGCGGCAUAUGUGUGUCUAUGAGAAGGGAAAAUGGAGUUCAACUGUUCUAUAUGUCUGGAUCUACUGAACGACCCGGUGACUGUUCCCUGUGGACACAGUUUCUGUUUGAGCUGCAUUUCAGGCUGCUGGGAUCAAGAGGACCAGAAGGGUGUUUACAGCUGCCCCCAGUGCAGAGAGACCUUCACUCCGAGACCUGCUCUGGGUAGAAACACAAUGAUGGCUGACAUGCUAGAGAAGCUGAAGAAGACUGAACUCCGAUCUGAUGUCGCAGUUUCUUCUGAUGCCGAACCAGGUGAUGUGGAGUGUGAUUUCUGCACUGAGAGAAAACAUAAAGCCAUCAAGUCGUGUCUUACAUGCAUGGUCUCCUAUUGUGAAGUUCAUAUUCAGCCUCACUUUGAAGUGCCUCGCCUUAGCAAGCACAAGCUGGUGAAUGCCACCUCACAACUACAGGAGAGGAUCUGCUCUCAGCAUGACAAGAUAAUUGAGUUAUUUUGUCGCAAGGACCAGCAAUUAAUCUGUAUGUUGUGUUCAAUGGACGACCACAACGGACAUAAGACUGUCUCAGCUGCUGCAGAACGGACUGAGAAGCAGAAAAAGCUGCUAGAGAUGAAGGAGAUGAACCCCACGCAGAUCCAGCAGAGGGAGAAGGAGGUGGAGGGGGUGAAACAGGCUCUGAAGGCUCUGCAGGCCUCUGCACAGGAAGCUGUUGAGAACGCUGAGAGGAUGUUCACUGAGCUGAUCAGCUUCAUGGAGCAAAAGCGCUCUGAGGUGACCGAGUCGAUCAGAGCUCAGGAGAGGGCAGAGGUGAGUCGAGCUGAAGGACUCCUGGAGCAGCUGGAGCUGGAGAUCAAUAAACUGAAGAGCAGAGAUGCUGACAUGGAGAAACUUCAGCCAAUAGAAGACCCCGUUGAUUUCAUUCAGAGUUUCCAAUCCCACUUCACUUCCUCAUCUGAGACCCUUGCCAAGGUCACUUUUACGCCACAGUUUUCCUUCCAUGAACUGAUGAAAUCAGUGGCUCCAUCUCUGAGGGAGAAAACAAAAGAGUUCCACCAGGCAGUACUUAAAGUCACAGGCUUCAUGGUUGGGGACACGGUCAAACUGAAGACUCCUGAGACCAUAUCCAUGACUUGCACAUACAUUGGAGUUGGAGGUGGAAUUGGAAGACGCUAUGGCUCAACAGCUUUCAACCAAGGAAUUAAUUGUGGUUAUGACCACAAUUAUAAUAUAACUGUCGAUGGGGUGGGCGUGGUAACAGCUUUGACAGGACCCGAUAACGUGACCGUUGACUUUCCUGAGCGCCGUGGAUGGACAGGAAAUGGGAAUUCAUCUAAGCUGGAACUGGUACUUUUGAUCAAUUAAGAUUCAUAAUGACUUAACCACACUAUCCCUCCGUGUAACUACUUUGCUGAUAUGUAAACAUGCCUUUGGUUACAAAACAUCUUCUUUUAUUGUAUGUAAUGUUAUGAACAGUAGCACAGUUCACAUCUACAAUCUGUUUUUGAUUUUUUGCCCUCACUCCUCUAUUCACAUUUUGUAACCAUAUUAAUUCUAUGUCACAGUACAUGUCCCUUUUGCAGUUUGAGGGCUUUUUUUAAAAAUCCGAUACCACAUGGCGCUGUCCACCUUCAGUGAUCACAGAAUUCAUA
Sardina pilchardus (European sardine) is the source of this 2029-nucleotide messenger RNA. Its product is annotated as E3 ubiquitin/ISG15 ligase TRIM25-like. Lineage: Eukaryota; Metazoa; Chordata; Actinopteri; Clupeiformes; Clupeidae. Gene Ontology annotation, molecular function: zinc ion binding. Bases 414 to 1742 code for a protein of 442 amino acids. The transcript is spliced from 6 exons. The record is from RefSeq and is a predicted model, not a curated record.